Messenger RNA from Caenorhabditis sp. 36 PRJEB53466, 3599 nucleotides. Lineage: Eukaryota; Metazoa; Nematoda; Chromadorea; Rhabditida; Rhabditidae. The record is from the annotation of a GenBank genome assembly.
AUGAAUGCGUACGUGAAUAGUCUCCUUUUUCUUCUUUUGAAAAGUUACUUCCCUCUAGAUAUCCAUAUACCGCUCCUGAAAGAGUGGUUGAUAAAGCGUUGGCCAGGAAGCACAAAAAACCGCAAACCGGACAGUAUUAUGAUGCUCCCGCUGAAGCCGCUGCGGCACCGGCUGAUCCUUCCGCUGAUUGUGAGUUAUUUACGGUAAUAAGUUGAACUUUUUUUGCGCUUUAGUUGGAAUGCAAGGUCCUGGAAUGCAAGGUGGUGGAAUGAUGUCAAAUAGAUUGCCGCCUCUGCAAGUGGUACAUCCACCAGCUCCAAAUGAAAAGGACUGGGUGUUGACGGCAGGUACUUUGUUGGAACAGAGACUUUGUUUAAUUUCAAUUUUUUAUCGGUUAAGGAAAUGAAAGUUUGGUGGAUAAUGUGCUCGCAAUUUCUCUGCAGUACGGCGGUAGACUGGUGUCGAUGGGGUACUAUCUUCGCGGUCAAGAUGUGAACUAUUAUGCAAUUAUGCACAAAUACUCGGGUACGCCACUCUUGACUAGCAUUUGACUCUGUUUUGCGUUUUCUAGGCCCGGUGUUCAUCAAGCCCGCACCGAUGUCAUUUGAUGAGCUUAUCAAAGCAGUUAGAGAGAAUGAAGCAAGAGAUCUGGCACUGACUCAAGUUUGUGGCCAAGAAGGAAAACCGGGCGAGAUCACGUUCACCACUUACUGGGAACGAGUGCCAGGAGUCGAGUUUCAUGUGAGAGUCACGCACGUUUCAUGAAAUUGCAAUCUUCAAACUUUGCAGAUCUGGUUCCCGGGACAACCUCAUGCGGACGAACAAAAAGCGCAUUUCGAGAACAGCGGCUACCGUCUCACUUAUCUUUGCGGAUACACAGAAGCCGGAAAAGGAAAGUACAUUGGCGUGUGGCAGAAACCGACAAAGUCCGAAGCACAGUAUGAGGCUCAUUAUGGGCUGACGAUGGAAGCGUGUAUGCAGAAAGACAGGCUACUGGUGCAGAAAGGAUAUGUAGCCACGUCGCUGAGAGUUUUCAAUAACAAAAACCAAGUGCUGUGUACUGGAAUCUGGGAGAAUAGGAACGGAAGAAGCAGUGUUCAAGUGGGUCAAGAUCUUCAGACUAUGUACAGGUAAGUAAUUACUAUUCCAGCCGACUCUGAGAGCUUUUUUCCAGAAACAUGCAAAGGAACCCAAAUAUGAUCCCAAGACAGAUGUCCCACUACUUCGAUAACUAUCAGAAUGUCAGUUUUUGUUAGCAAUAAUGAGUUUCUGACGGAAAAUGUUAACAUUUCAGAUUGUUUACGUUGUUCUCUGGAGUGAUGUGGACGUGAACAGAUAUCCAAAUCCUCCUCCAUUGUGGGAUGAAAAGUAAGUUUUCUUACAUGCCUACAUAAAACUGCUCUGAAUUUCAGUCCGAUCCCAGUCCGUUUUCUGAAAGGUUCGCCCGAACUUCUCGCUGACGAUCAGAUGGAGUUUCUGAUCAAACGUGUCGAGCACUUUAUGAAAGAUCUCAACAUUCCCGGACUGUCCAUUGCGAUCUCCAAAAAAGAACAACUCAAAUUUGCGGCAGGUUUGUUUGUUCAUAGUAUCCAACACUUUUUCGCUGUCCGCGCAGGUGCCAAACUGGCUUCUAAAAGGUUUCCUUGUUCCUUGUGAAUUGUGAAACAAUUGGAUUAGCGUUCUUCUCGUUGCCAGUCAAUAGAUGUAUGGUUCUUAAAAGAAAAAAGUUAAGUAAAAAAAAAGGAUAGAAGAUUAUGAGAUUAUGAAAUUUUGCGGGAAACGUUUUGGAGUGAGAAACUUGAUAGCUUGUAAACAUCAAGAUGACCAACGUCAUGUAGUCAAACACUGUCUUUUCAAUGAAAUGACAAAACGUUCAUUCUUGUCUGUAUUAUAUGUGCAUGUAUCAUUUUUCCAGGUUUCGGAUACACCGACAUUCGCCAACAAGAGCCCGUCACACCGAAUCAUCAGUUCCGGUCCGUCUUUGAGCCACCCACGUGCGCAUAAGUUAUCCUUUUUUCAGUGUCGGAUCGGUAUCGAAGCCAGUUACCGCCGCGGCAAUCAUGCUUCUUAUCGAUAAAGGCCACUUCACACUCGACGCAAAGUUGUUUGGAAAGGACUCUAUUUUCGGCAGCGAGUUCAGCAAAAAGUAUCAAUAUCCGAGAUAUGUGACUGAGAUCACUGUCAGACACCUUCUAGAGCACACUUCCGGUGAGUCAGGGAAAUUGAAAAAUAGAAACAAAACGAUUCGAUUUUGUGUCACAGGUGGUUGGGAUAACCUUCAAUCCGACGCCGCAUGGGUCCAACCGGACAUGACCACCAAAGAGCUCGUUGAGUACGUGCUCAUAAAUGUACCACUCGAAUACAAACCCGGAACCAUGUGGAUUUACUCUAACUUUGGAUACCAGCUACUCGGUAAGUUUCAAUCCCCCGACAUACAUAAACUUUCGUGUAUUCUCUGCUCAGGAUAUCUGAUCGAAACGACCACCGGCAUGUCAUACGAGGCGUUUGUCAAGAAGAACAUAUUCGCGCCAUCUGGCGUUUACGAUAUUCAAGUGGCGAGGCCGAGCAUUAGCGAGCGGGCACCGUAAGAUUUUACGCACCUCUCGGCUCAUUUUGAAAUUUAUCACUUUUCCUCUCUUUCCCCUCCUCUAAAAGUUUGCAUUUUGUCAGGAGAGAAGUGGUCUAUUACAUGUCUGGAAAUGGAUUGGGAUUCAAUCCGUACGAGAUGCUACCGCCAGAGAGAAUCGGUCCAUGGGGCGGAUGGAUUGCCAGUCCCAUUCAACUAUUGAUGUUCAUGAGCAGAAUUGAUGGGUUCGAAAACCGAGAGGAUAUUCUCAGUGAACCGGCGAUUGCUGAACUGGCGACCCCGUCCGCUGCUUCCAAUGAUACUUAUGGUAAUUUUUGAAGGGAUCGUAGACUAGUUUCAAACUAUUGAUGGUUUUGCAUGAAUCAACGCUGAAUCCGACUGGAAAGACAAAAUCCUCUUCGACAUGGGUCUCAAACUCAUUUCUAAGGCCGGUAGAGCGGUUUGAAUAGCCCUAACCCUUACGUUUUUGCAAAUUUUGCUCAGAAAACAGAAUCUACAGAGAUGCUCUCUUUUCAGUCGGAUUCUGCGUCGAUUCAUGUGAAAAGUUCAAUUAUUUUGAAAUCAGUUUACUAUCCUAUUCAAUACAUUGAAAAAAGGGAGCAAACUUUCACAGGGUAAUUUUUUUUCAGGCCUCGGCUGGUCAUUGAACAUUAUGGGAUUCAAUGGUUGGCAACAUGACGGUCGCAUGCCUGGAAGCGCUGCGAUGUUGGUCAGAUUGGACAAUGGGCUAGAGAUGGCAGUGACAGUGAACAAGGUACAAAGAGUAGACUUUUAAAUCUAAAUGAACAUUAACUUGAAGGAGUAUUCGGAACGCGACUUUUUCCACGAACUCGGCUACGUUCUCCAUCACAUCGGCAACAAUUGCGACUGGUGGAAUGACGACUACGAUCUCUUCCAGAAGUCAAAGCGAACUAUGCGAAGCGCACCUUCAACGAAACAAAAAGUAUACCGUGUUCCCGCACAAAGAACGAAUAUCACAACGAACAACUCGCACGUCAUUCGAUUUGUUUGA